AUGGGCGAGACCUGUGUUUAUGAUACCGACACAAAAGAUACGAACACUGGUCCUACUACUCCCUCGGUGAAGGCGGAUGAUCUAAAAGAACCCCCUGUGAAGAGAGAAGCAUCGCCUAAACCCCCAACCGAAAAUAAGCCGUUGCCGAGCAAUCGGAAGAAAAAUUCCAAACCCCACGCAAAUGAAGCUAGUUUGCUAGUGAGCAAUCUGCCGACGACCGAGACUGAUGCGCAGCGUCAGGCAGCGCAAGAAAUUGACCUCCCACCUGGUUGUCUCCUGCUCAAUCGCAUGAGAAUGCGGUUUUUACAUACGCCAUUCUGGGGCUUUGUGAAUGGUCAGGGUAAUAUCUCUGCGUCAUUCUUCGAUGAAGGGCGACCGAAUCAAGAUAUGGCGGACGACUGUAUGGCCAUAGUUCGUGAAUCUCUCCCGUCAUUGGCGAUAUCAGAUGCCUUGGUGCGCUCCUUUAUGAUAAGUGUGCAACCAAUCAUUACUGUGGUAAACUCCUUCGUCUUUUAUAUGACUUAUGAUGAUUUUUGGGAGGGGAUCAAUAGCAAAGAAGACAAGGUACCAGCCAGAUUGGUUUUCGAUCCCACAUGGUUCUGCGCUUUUCAGGCUCUUCUAUUUGCAGGUGCGGCAGCAGCACCAGACGCAUUCUGGAAAUCCGAUGUUAUGAAGGAGUAUCCUUAUACUCGGAAAGAAGCCAUGGCUAUAUUCCAAGAUACUACCACUCGGAGUUUGGAGGCGUGUGAACAUGAGGAACACCCCACUAUGUAUAGUCUUGCUGCAUCAAUCCUACUUCAUCAUUUCACCGAACAUACCCCUCUGAAAUCCGCUCUCUUUGUGAGCCAAGCUAUUCGUCUGGCUCAGAGCAUGGGUAUUGAUGAUGAUGAUAAGAAAACGUUGGCCAACUUGGGAGACAUGCCACGACUCGUGUGGUGGCACUUAGUCUCGUUAGACAUGCAAAUAAGUCUUUCAAGUGGGCUGCUACCCUGUCUUUCGAGGAAGACGCUUGAAAACAAGCGUCCGCCAGUCAAGCAGUCCGUCGACGAGUCAGAGCAUCCCCCAUCUUUAAUUAUGGCAUAUUCUUCAUGUUGGAGUCAGACUGUGUUCAUUCAGAGUGGUUUGAUCAGAGAAUCCCGAACCUCGCCGACCUUUACAUGGUUCGUCUCAUUCAAUAUGGAGCGCAUUCGAUUGCACCUUGACAUGAUCGACCGCGAGAGCAAAGAUAUCCGUGUACAAGGCUGUCCUGAGAAAGGAGUGAUUCCCGUUUUGCUAGCCUUAGCAACCCCAGAAACCCACUUUGAAGCUUACGAGGACGAUAUGCCACUGGUGGGUGUGCUGAGCACGUGGUAUAGGGUGAUGAUCACACUGCUCAAGCUAGAGGUGGUGAUCAUGUUCCAAAAAACACUUCUUCCGCCCCCAGAUGAGAACACCAAUUUCAGGACAGUCUCUUGGAACAGCAUCGUCUUCUUAUGCAUGAAGUAUCUGCAAUCCUUCCUACACCUUUGCAGAGUCCCAGCUUUCGAGCCGUACUAUUGGUUCCAGUCAAAGUACUAUGCCCCCCAGCAGUGUGCUCUAUUGAUCCUGAUCUUCCUCAAACACGACAUCCCAGUCGAUAAAUAUAAGAAGGCGGAGAUGAUCGCCUACGUGGAUGAGAUCCUUGAAUUCUGUGUUCUGAAUUACCGCAGGAAAAUGGGUCUUGAAGACCUCGGGGAUUCCAAAUUCAGUGUUUCAAAUUACGGCAAGAAGAAGGGAACACAGAGCUCUAAAUACUCCAAAGGGGAUGAGACUGGGCUCUCUAACGAAUUAAAGGUUCUAGUUCGACUUCACAAGGGUGAGGCACCGGGUACUUAUACGACGAAACCCAAAGAUAUGAAUUGGGAUUAUGAACCAAACACGCUGGAUGUCGAGGCCGUUAGAAAAGUAUUCGACUUGAGGACGUGGCAUCCAUAUUUGGCACCAAUUUUUUGA
Penicillium pulvis is the source of this 1971-nucleotide messenger RNA. Its product is annotated as fungal specific transcription factor domain-containing protein. Bases 1 to 1971 code for a protein of 656 amino acids. Lineage: Eukaryota; Fungi; Ascomycota; Eurotiomycetes; Eurotiales; Aspergillaceae. Gene Ontology annotation, biological process: DNA-templated transcription. The transcript is spliced from 2 exons. The record is from RefSeq and is a predicted model, not a curated record. Gene Ontology annotation, molecular function: zinc ion binding; DNA binding.